AUCUUAAGGCCUCUCUCUCACCUUGGCCAGUAUGCUUGAUAAUGUCACCGACACCAACCGAGGCCAUAUUGGUAAAAAGUAAAAACAAACUAACCCAACCCAAGUCUCCAAAUAAAUAGUGGACUCCAAUCCCACACUUGACCACACUGCUUUCAGAAAUGGCCCAACAAGUUCUCCUUGCGGUCGCACUGGUGGCUGUAACCAUGUGCCAUAGCCUUGUCCAUAGUGUAGCACGGGUGCCAAGCUCCGUUCCCAACUCGGGCACAGAAGUUCCGGCGGCGCCACCAAACUCAACCGAGGAGUUCCUGGAGGCGCACAACCAAGCAAGAGCUGAAGUUGGGGUUGGCCCUUUCCAGUGGAGUGAGCAGCUGGCCCACGCCACCAGCCUGCUGGUACGCUACCAAAGAGACAAACACGGCUGCCAGUUUGCAAACCUGAGCAAUAGCAAGUAUGGAGGGAACCAGUUGUGGGCAAGUGGAUCAGGAAUGACGGCGCGGCUGGCCGUUGAGGAGUGGGUGGGAGAGAAGAAGUAUUACAACCAUUCUGACAACUCCUGUGUGGCCAAUCAUGAGUGUGGGGUGUACACACAGGUGGUAUGGAGGAAAUCGCUGGAGUUGGGGUGUGCCAAAGCUGUGUGCGCGAAGGAAGAUGCUAGUUUAACCAUAUGUUUCUACAAUCCCCCUGGAAAUGUCAUAGGAGAGAGCCCCUACUAGUGUCUCUUUUCUUUAGCCUUCAAAUUGAAGUUAUAUAUAUUGUAGGCGCUUUUCUUGACGUGAUUUUUAAUGCUUUGAUUGUCUUGAUCAUUCCUCAUCA
Vitis riparia (riverbank grape) is the source of this 813-nucleotide messenger RNA. Its product is annotated as STS14 protein-like. NCBI's taxonomy places the organism in Eukaryota, Viridiplantae, Streptophyta, Magnoliopsida, Vitales, Vitaceae. The transcript has a single exon. The coding region runs from base 159 to 713 and encodes 184 amino acids. The record is from RefSeq and is a predicted model, not a curated record.